UUGUGGGUCUCUAAUCCCUGUAUGGAUGAGCCAGAGUCUGACAGUCCGGCCAGUAUCUUGGCCUCAGUGAGAGCACAGGAGGCACAGUUUGAAUUGUUGUCUCGUGCUCUGGAAGAAGAGAGGAGACACGUCUCUGCUCAGCUGGAUCGGGUUUGGGUGACCACACAAGAGGCACCUCCCCCACUCGCCAAUGGCACCCUCACCCGUCGCCAGCAGGAUCGACCACCUGUCAUAUACUCAUCAGUUAGGAUGGAGGGUCACCAGCUUUUAUCAGAUGAGGGCCAUAUUCUAGAUGACGAGCCCUCUUAUUUAUCCUACAGUCUUCCAGAUGAGCCUCGACGAGCAGACAUCCCAAUAAAAGCAGCAGUUGGAUACUCUCAAACAUUAGACCGUCCAUAUCGGGAAGGUGUUGGUGGGGUUAAUGCCUAUACUACUGUACCCCGAAACUACCAUUUCCGUGGCCCAGGGGUAGAGCCAGUUACAGUAGUCCAACCUCAGAACCCUGGAUACAGCAGCCUAUCACGACCAAAUCAGCGAUAUCGCACUAUGGAGCCUUACCGUGGUCCUGGUUAUGGCCCUCAGCCCCAGGUCCGGGGGGGUGGCUUUGGAGGCAGUCAGUCUGAUCUUCUAGCAGGGAGGGUUUAUGGAUCUGAAGAUACCUAUGGGAUAGAGGAUGAUCGCAGGAGUUUAGGAGCAUAUGUUGAUGGACCUGAUUAUUCUACUGCUGGAAGGAGUGGAGACCCUCGUAGAAGGUUGAGGAGUUAUGAGGACCCACUUUCUGAUCUCUUUAAUUCCUCCCUACCUGCUUCCGGCAGCCUUUCAAGUCUUGGACCUCCUCCUAUGACUUUGGUCCCCAAUAGUGGCACUUGGCGGCAGCCAGAACUUCCAGAGGUCCUAGCUAUGCUUAGUUAUACUCUGGAUGCUGUGAGGUUAAAUGCUGCUGCUUAUCUUCAACAUCUGUCCUAUCGCAAUGAAGAAGUAAAGAAAGAGGUUUGUCGUCUGCGUGGAAUUCCACCAUUAAUCAGCCUUCUUGAGGAUCUUCGUCCUGCUGUCAGGCUUGCUGCUUGUGGGGCCCUUAAAAAUCUUUCUUAUGGUCCUGCACGUGAGAACAAAAUGGCAGUAAAGAAUUGUGAUGGAGUACCAGCACUUGCAAGAUUACUGCGCAGAAGAGGAGAGGGAAGAGAGGGGAGAGAAUUGGCAGAGUGUGUGACAGGCACACUUUGGAACCUUUCUUCUUUGGAUUCUAUAAAGAUGGAACUGGUGGACCAGGCACUGAAUACUCUUACUCAGGAGGUACUAGUUCCUCACUCAGGGUGGAAGCAAGAUGGAAUACAAGAUGGAGAUAAUGGAAAAUCCAGACAUGUGGAGUGGGAGUCUGCUCUGGUAAACACAACUGGGUGUCUACGGAAUAUCUCUUCAGAACGUUCUGAAGCACGCAGGAAAAUGAGAGAGUGUGAGGGGCUAGUAGACUCUAUUGUUCACAUCUUGAGAUCAGAGGUUGGCCAUGGACAAGUGGACAGCAAGCUGGUAGAGAAUGUUGUCUGUCUACUGAGGAAUUUGUCUUAUCAUAUUCACCGUGAGAUCCCGCAAGCUGAGAAAUAUUUGGAGACACCACAGAACAUUACAGCUGAGCCACAAAAUCCAAGUUGCUUUGGUGUUCGACGAGGAAAAGGAAAAAAAUCUUUAGAAGAGACUGCGGCAGAUACUGUUGAUUUCCCGAAGAGAACAACACCAGCACAAGGUUAUGAGCUUCUCUUCCAGCCUGAAAUUCUUCGACUUUAUGUGUCUCUUGUAAAACUUUCUCACACACCAGCUAUCCUGGAAGCAGCAGCAGGUUCCCUACAGAAUCUAUGUGCUGGUAACUGGACAUAUGGCCGCUGUAUUCGUGCUGCUGUUCGUCAGGAGAAAGGUCUCUCGUCACUUGCUGAUCACCUGACCCAUGAAAGUGAGCGUGUUGUACGUGCCGUUUGUGGAGCACUGCGCAACCUCUGUGGAGACAACCGGAACCAAGAGCUUAUUGGUAAACAUGCUCUAAGUAGUCUUAUAGUCCGUCUUCCCAGCUCUUCUCCUCAUUUACCUGCUCUUUCAGAAGAUACAACCGUUUCUAUUCUCAACACCAUUCAAGAAGUAAUCACUGGAAACCUAGAAGCUGCAAAAAAAUUACGUGAGAGUCAAGGAAUUGAGAGACUAGUGCUUAUCAAUAAAGGAGGUGGUCGUUCUGAUAGAGAGAUUCGUGCAGCAGGUCUUUGUCUUCAGACUGUAUGGGGUUAUAAAGAGCUUAGAAGACCUCUGGAGAAAGAAGGAUGGAAAAAAACAGACUUCCAGGUGUCUUUAACAGGCACACAACGUACUCAAGGUUAUGAUGAUAGCACCCUCCCUCUCAUUGACCGGAGCCAAAAAAAUAAUAAAAGAUCAGAGAAUGUAGACAUCCCACUGAAUGACAUUGGAACAGACCAAUACUUUCAUAAUGGGGACAAUAGUACUCGUCACCUAAACCGUUCAGGAGAUGUCGCUGAAUUGGAGCCUUUAAAGGAUCGGUCCCUUAGUGCUGGAGGAUCUCUGGAUCUUGGGGAUGCUGAGGACCAGCCAGUCUGAUAUAAAGAAUAACGCUUCCAGAUGACUGGUACCUGGAACUGAUGGACUGGAAAUUAUUUUUGGUUCUCCUCCCCCACUGCCCAUUUUUUCUGUUUUAUUUCAUUUUCUAAUGCCUCUUCUUUGUUGAUCAAAUUGGAAUGUAAAUUGCUAAAACCUUUCUGGACAGAGGCUAGCCGGUGAGAAAUUGUGAAAACACUGGAAUUAAACUAUACUGACUGGAAUGGACUGUAAAUACAAGGACACUAACAUAUGACAAGGCUAUUAUCGUGACAUACUAUCUUUUGUGACAGAGGGUGGGUGGCCCAAUAUACAGAUUUAAAUACUUUAUUUUCUUACUUAUAUAUAUAUAUAUAUAUAUAUAUAUAUAUAUAUAUAUAUAUAUAUAUAUAUAUUUACACACACACAUAUAAUCAUAUACACGUAAUCUCGCACAUUUUUAGUUGUUUUUUUCCCUGGGUGACUUACUUUCAUGUUAGUUUUAGAUAAUUUUGUCUUUGAACUUGUUGAUUUUGCGUUUUUUAAAUCACCAGUGGCCUUCUCUUUGGGGACUAUAAGGGAGUGGCUGUGUAAUGAACUCCCAAACCCCUUUUGCUUACCACAAAACUUUCAUAAUAAUCUGAUGCCAAGGAUUUUUUAUAAAUAAAAUUUUUAUGACAAUCGUUUAAAAUGAAUAAAA
Messenger RNA from Bombina bombina (fire-bellied toad), 3271 nucleotides. It is a transcript of the gene CTNND1, whose product is annotated as catenin delta 1. Gene Ontology annotation, molecular function: cadherin binding. The record is from RefSeq and is a predicted model, not a curated record. Gene Ontology annotation, biological process: cell-cell junction assembly; cell-cell adhesion. Gene Ontology annotation, cellular component: nucleus; plasma membrane; cytoplasm. The coding region runs from base 22 to 2595 and encodes 857 amino acids. The transcript is spliced from 18 exons. NCBI's taxonomy places the organism in Eukaryota, Metazoa, Chordata, Amphibia, Anura, Bombinatoridae.